Molecule: messenger RNA, 2072 nt
Organism: Bolinopsis microptera
Lineage: Eukaryota; Metazoa; Ctenophora; Tentaculata; Lobata; Bolinopsidae
Product: sushi, von Willebrand factor type A, EGF and pentraxin domain-containing protein 1-like
Exons: 12
Coding region: 40-1401 (453 amino acids)
Source: RefSeq, a predicted model, not a curated record
UUCAGUUUUGUCGAUAUUUGAAACUUUACACUGUUCGGGAUGAUGAAUGUUAAAUCACAGAUUCGACUGACUCUAAUAUUGAUUGCAGCUGUCGCUGUCGCUAAAGGGAGUGGUCAGGACUCUUGCGGUUCUGGAACCUUCUUUAACGGAGGGAACUGUGAGGAUUGCCCCAAGGGUCAGUACCAGCCAGACAGUGGUCAAACGAGUUGUUUUAAUUGUAAAAAAGGAACACACCAACAUUUACCGGGACAGACAAGCUGUAACGAUUGUCCGGUGGGUUGGAUGGCUGGAGCUGAGGGAUUGAAGGCCUGCUCAGAAUGUCCUCCAGGCACGCACUCAAAUAAUACUAAAGCAGUAGAUUGUCCUGGAUGUGAACCUGGUACUUACAACAACUCUACUGGAAAAGAAAGUUGCGACCUUUGUCCACGUGGAAAAUACCAGGACAAUACAGAUGAGGUGGAGUGUAAGAGAUGCCCUGAUGGGCAAUAUAACGACCAGGAAGGUAAAGCAUCCUGUAAACCCUGUUCUUGGACUCUAAGUGCUGACCGUUCUACUUGCUACUGCCCACCAGGUACCUACAAAGACGGAUCAGUUUGUUCGUACUGUCCACCAGGAACCUACCAAAACAGGACUGACGCAGACAGAUGUGUGAGCUGCCCGGCUGGCUAUUACCAGCAGUCUAAUACUUCAGUACAGUGUGAGCCAUGUGGUCAGGGCAGUCACCAGAUGAAAAGUGGGGAGGUCACCUGUUUGGAUUGUGGGCUGGGGUUCUAUCAGAAUCAAACAGGACAAGAAUACUGUUUACGAUGUCCAGGUGGGACAACUACGAAAACUGAGGGGUCAGCCCAGUGUGAAGAUACCGACCCUGGAGAUCAGUGCAAAGCAGGUCACUACUCAACGUCUGGUACCGAGCCUUGUCGGUGUUGUGAGAUUGGGACUUACCUACCAAGUGAGGGAGGGACUGUAUGUUAUCCCUGUCCGGGUACCACCGCUGCUCAGAUUCCAGGUAGUAAGAAAUGCGAGGAGUGCGAUACGCAAAUGUGUGCUUUUCAAGGAAAAUGUCAUAAUUGCUCAACUAUUAAAAAUUGCAUCGAUGAAGGGAUCGGUCUCUGUCAUUCCUGUAACCAUCAAUGCAAGGACGGUUCUUACUUAUUUUCUGUAGCUGGAAUCACAAUCUCGAUGGAGAUUUCGACGAUUUGCGGCGGUGGCUUAUUAUUUCUAAUUUCUUUCUGCAUUUUCUUGGGAUCUUGGAGAUGGAAGAAAAGAAAGAACAAAAUCUCGGCCACUAAACGAAAGCAAAUAUUCGAGAAGAAAUCCAGCCCUUCAAAAUCCCAACUCAUCAUCGACAUCAGAAUCAGACCCCACAAAUUCCAAGAUAUGCCGAUAGACUUGGACUUUUAAACGAAUUUUGUUUAAAAAUGUGGCCGAUUGUCAAACCCACGUACCGAUUUCCAAACCCACAUACCAGUUCACAUGCCGUUAAAACUGCCACCGAAUUAUUAAACGUUCCGAAGUCGUAUAAAGCACCAAAGAAUCGUGCCUUGCUUAUAUGUGCUAACUUCACAUGUUGCUUUCAGACACUUUUGUUGAUUUGCCGGCCUUGUUUCGCUGUUAAACUGAACGAAAAAUGCAAACUCUUGGAUGAAUUAUGGUCACCACUCUCCAGCAAAUUCGAGGAGGAUUUAUUUUGUAUCAUAAACUUGUUCAUGGUUGUGGGAUUUGGUUUAUUCUGCAAAACAGACAAGACCCGGUCUGAAACUCAGAAACUGGGCCCCGUAAAAUAGUAUAAAUUUAUGGCGUUGUAACUUGCAGUAGCGCGCGGCCGCCGCACAGGAGAUUUAGAUUUAUGCCGUUGUUUAUCAGUUGAUAGAAUUAUGAUGAUUUAAAUUACUAACUGUUGACCGAAAGUAAGACAGGUCGUGAGAAUGUAAAACUAACAUCACAUACAAGGUUUAUUUUCGCAAAUAGAUUGAAAUAGAUAAUACUAUAAGCUGUGUAAAAUCCGGAUUGGAGUAUUAUUUAUGAGUCGCAUUGUUGUAAUGUAUUCUGUGUAAAAAUGCUCUUAUUAGGGA